AGCCAGCGACAUCACCGGCCUACGCGUGGGAGCAUCGUCACCGCGACCUUUGCCAUCGACUGCUGCGGUCUGGCCGUUCUCCUGCCUCGCUGUCGAUCUGCCCUUGUCGCCCUGCCCACCCCCCGUCGUCUCUUUCCUGCUCCCAGUCGCAGUCGUCCGUCCCUAGGGGCCCCAGUCGUCCAUCAUGCCCCCUCCACCCCAUAUCAAGCCCGAGAAUGUUCUCAAGAGGGCUCAAGAACUCAUCGCCGUGGGCCAGGCUCCCGCCGCCCUCAACGUCCUUCACGAGCAUGUCACCUCCAAACGCACCCGGAGCAGUCCCAUCUCCUCGCUUGAGCCCGUCAUGCUCCUCUUUGUCGAGCUGUGUGUCGACCUGCGCAAGGGAAAGUCUGCCAAGGAUGGCCUGUAUCAGUACAAGAACAUUGCUCAGAACACCAACGUCGGAACUAUCGAGAUGGUUCUGAAAAAAUUCAUCGAGCUCGCCGAACAGAAAGUCACCGAGGCCCAGGCCAAGGCCGAUCAGAUCCAGUCGUCGCUCGAGUCGGCCGCGCCCUCGUCCAACGUCGAGGAUCUGGAGGCCAUCGAGACCCCCGAGACCAUCCUGCUGGCCACCGUCUCCGGUGAGCAGUCGCGCGACCGCACCGACCGUGCCGUUGUCACCCCCUGGCUGAAGUUCCUGUGGGAGACCUACCGUACCGUCCUCGAGAUUCUCAAGAACAAUGCCCGCCUCGAGGUCAUGUAUCAGACCACCGCCCUGCAGGCCUUCCAGUUCUGCUUGAAGUACACUCGCAAGACCGAGUUCCGCCGCCUGUGCGAGCUGCUCCGCAACCACGUCCAGAAUGCCGCCAAGUACUCCGCCCAGAUGCACGCCAUCAACCUCAGCGACCCGGAUACCCUCCAGCGCCACCUCGACACCCGCUUCCAGCAGCUGAACGUCGCCGUCGAGCUGGAACUCUGGCAGGAGGCCUUCCGCAGCGUCGAGGACAUCCACACCCUCCUCAGCCUCAGCAAGCGGCCCGCCAAGAACGUCAUGAUGGCCAACUACUACGAGAAGCUGGCCCGCAUCUUCCUCGUCAGCGAGAACUACCUGUUCCACGCCGCCGCCUGGAACCGCUACUACAACCUCCUGCGCCAGUCCGCCGCCGCCAUCGCCACCGGCCAGAGCACCAAGAAGGAGAACCCCUCCGUCUCCGAGGCCGACAUGACCAAGGCCGCCUCCUUCGUCCUGCUCGCCGCCCUCUCCAUCCCCGUCAUCAGCACCUCCCGCUCCCGCGGCGUCCUGGUCGAUGUCGACGAGGUUCGCAAGAACAAGAACACCCGCCUGACCAACCUGCUGGGCAUGGCCCAACCCCCGACCCGUGCCGUCCUGUUCCGCGACGCCCUCAACAAGGGCCUGCUCAAGCGCGCCCGCCCGGAGAUCCGCGAGCUGUACAACAUCCUCGAGGUCGACUUCCACCCUCUCUCCAUCUGCAAGAAGAUCACCCCCAUCCUCAAGCAGAUCGGCGCCGACCCGGAGAUGGAGAAGUACGUCCUGCCCCUGCAGCAGGUCAUCCUCACCCGUCUCUUCCAGCAGCUGUCCCAGGUCUACGAGUCGGUCGAGCUCAAGUUCGUCUACGAGCUAGCCCAGUUCCCCGAUCCCUUCCAGAUCACCCCGGCCAUGAUCGAGAAGUUCAUCAUGAACGGCUGCAAGAAGGGCGACCUGGCCAUCCGCGUCAACCACACCGCCGGCGUGCUGACCUUUGACGCCGACGUCUUCUCCUCCGCCAAGGCGCUCCACCCGGGCAGUGCCGCCGGCUCCGCCGAGAGCGAGAUCGGCUCCGUCCAGCGUCUGCAGAACACCCCCGCCGAGAUCGCGCGCCUGCAGCUGACCCGUCUGGCCAAGACCCUGCACAUCACCUGCCUGUACGUCGACCCCUCGUACCACGAGGCUCGCGUCCAGGCCAAGCAGACCGCCCAGGCCCGCGCCCAGGCCGGGGCCGCCCAGGAACACGAGGAGACCCUGGCGCGCCGCGAGGCCAUCGACAAGAAGAAGGAAGCCGCCACCGACGCCCUGCAAAAGAAGCAGCGCGAGGAGGAGACCCGCAAGCGCAUCCGCACCCAGCAGCUGCAGGAGGCCGAGAAGCAGCGCCUGCUGGACGAGCAGCGCGAGCGGGAGAAGAAGCGCAUCAAGGAUGAACAGGACCGCAUCCGCCAACAGGAGCUGAAGAAGCAGCUGGAGGAGCUCAAGAGCGGCGUCAAGGGGAUCGACAUCAGCGAGAUCGACCUGGAGGAUCUGGACGCCAACCGGCUGCGCGCCAUCAAGCUGGCCCAGCUGGAGAAGGAGAAGAACGAGCUGAACGACCGGAUCCGCACGACCGCCAAGCGGAUCGACCACCUGGAGCGUGCCUUCCGCCGCGAGGAACUCAAGCACAUCCCCGCCGACUACGAGGCCCAGAAGAAGCGCGACAUGGAGCUGUACGAGGAGAGCAAGGCCGAGACGCUCAAGGAGGCCGAGGACAAGCACAAGGACGCCGUCGCCCUCAAGCACCGCCUCAGCCGCCUGGUGCCCCACUUCAACAGCUUCCGCAAGGAACUCUCCGAGAAGCGCCACGAGGAGUUCGAGAAGCGCCGCAAGGCCGCUGAGCGGGACUUUGAGGCCAAGAAGAAGCAGCGCGUCAAGGAGGUCGAGGAGCGCAGACGCCGCGAAAAGGCCGAGCGCGAGGCAGAGGAGAAGCGCCGUCUCGAGGAAGAGGAGCGUGCUCGUCGCGACGAGGAAGAACGCACCGCCCGUGACGAGGAACGCCGUCGCCAGAUGGCCGAAGAGAAGGCCAAGCGUGAAGAAGAGAGAAAGAAACUGGAUGAACUCGCCCAGAAGCAGAAACAGCGCGAGGAAGAAGCCGAAGCCCGCCGUGCUGCCCGCAAGAUCGGCGGCGAGCCCCCCCUGCGCCCCGAACCCUCGGCGCCCUCCACCGAACGUACUGCUCCCCGUCUCAACCUUGCUCCCCGCACAGGAGGCGCCGGUACCAGCUGGAGAGAGCGCCAGGCCGCCAAGGAGGCUGCUGGCACCAGUGGCACCCCCGAAGCUGCUGCCCCAGCAUCCCGCGAGGAAUCCACUCCUGCCCCUGCUGCUGCUGCUGCUGCUGCUGCUGCCCCUGUUGCUGCUGCCCCUGUUGCUGCUGCUCCUGCUUCUGCUGCUGCUCCUGCUCCUGCUCCUGCUCGCAAGACCGGCGGCUACGUGCCUCCUCACCUGCGUGCGGGUGCUGGUGGUGCUGCCGGCAGUGCCGGUGCUGCCCCAGAGCGCUACGUGCCCCGUGCUGCUCGCGAGCCUCCCUCUCGCGCCCCGGCGCCUGCAGCAGACAAGGCCGACGAGCCCAAGCCCGCUGCCCAGAAGUGGGUGCCUCGUUUCAGACAGCAGUAAAAAGUUCUCCGUCGGUAGUGUGCUCGGGGGAACUGCUUGCAAGAAAGAAACAAAAAACAACAACAAGCAGCAAGUCCAAACCGUUUUCUCGGAUCUACACUUUAUACGAGGUUCCUUUUCUUCUUCUUCCUCUUCUUCUUCUUCUUCUUCUCUACUUUCCUUUUCUGUCUUGCUUUUCCUUAGGGUUUCCAUCUCUGUCU
Molecule: messenger RNA, 3594 nt
Organism: Penicilliopsis zonata CBS 506.65
Lineage: Eukaryota; Fungi; Ascomycota; Eurotiomycetes; Eurotiales; Aspergillaceae
Exons: 4
Coding region: 185-3394 (1069 amino acids)
Biological process (GO): formation of cytoplasmic translation initiation complex; translation reinitiation
Cellular component (GO): multi-eIF complex; eukaryotic translation initiation factor 3 complex, eIF3m; eukaryotic translation initiation factor 3 complex, eIF3e
Molecular function (GO): mRNA binding; translation initiation factor activity
Source: RefSeq, a predicted model, not a curated record